Molecule: messenger RNA, 4941 nt
Organism: Ixodes scapularis (black-legged tick)
Lineage: Eukaryota; Metazoa; Arthropoda; Arachnida; Ixodida; Ixodidae
Gene: Vps15
Product: phosphoinositide 3-kinase regulatory subunit 4
Exons: 34
Coding region: 235-4410 (1391 amino acids)
Biological process (GO): late endosome to vacuole transport; macroautophagy; autophagy of peroxisome
Cellular component (GO): phosphatidylinositol 3-kinase complex, class III, type I; nucleus-vacuole junction; late endosome
Molecular function (GO): ATP binding; protein binding; protein serine/threonine kinase activity
Source: RefSeq, a predicted model, not a curated record
AUCUUAUAUCGCACACCCCCCUCAAGCAAAGUUUACAAGUUUACUGUGCAUUUAUGUCACUGUUUAUGCCCUCCGUCUUAGGUUUUGAGCUGUGUUUACUGAGGAAUUAUCUUCUCGAUAUGUGAUCUAAUCGUUUGUUUAUCGUAGCUCUGCGUUCGUUUGCGAGAGGGGCAAGUGCCACUAAUAUAAUCUUCACUACGUGUCGACAACGCCAGAGCAGUGUUUGGUGGCACAAUGGGGAACCAGCUGGCUGGCAUCGCCCCAUCCCAGAUAUACCCGGUGGAGCACUAUCUAACAGAGUUACCCGACUUUACGUACGAGAAAAAUUUGGGAAGCACACGGUUCUUGAAGGUGGCUCGUGUGAAGCAUAAGGAGGGUUUAGCAAUUGUAAAGGUGUUUGCCAUCCACGACCCGUCACUUCCACUCGCACCCCACAAGGAAGCCCUUGAAAAAAUCAAGCAGGUCCUUGCAAAUGUUCCGAACACCCUACCCUUCCAGAAAGUGGUGGAGACGGACAAGGCCGGCAUGGUCAUCCGCCAGUUCGUCAAGGACAACCUUUAUGACAGGAUCAGCACGCGGCCGUUCCUGAACUCCAUCGAGAAGCGCUGGAUCGCAUUCCAGCUGCUGCACGCGCUCGCAGCGUGUCAUCUUCACGGGAUUUGCCACGGGGACAUCAAGCUUGAGAACAUCAUGGUCACUGGUUGGAACUGGGCGCUGCUCACGGAUUUUGCGAGUUUCAAGCCGACCUACUUGCCAGAGGACAAUCCCGCGGACUUCUCUUACUUCUUCGACACGUCGCGACGAAGGACGUGCUACAUUGCGCCGGAGCGUUUCGUCAAGACUCUCAAUCCGGACUCUAGCCACUUCCUUCCGGAGGAGGGCAUCGGGACGGGGGAAUUGACGCCUGCCAUGGACAUCUUCUCUCUCGGAUGCGUUCUGACAGAGCUCUUCACGGAGGGACACCCGCCCUUCGACUUCUCCCAGCUGCUCUCGUACCGAAGCGGAGAGUACAACCCGUCAAAGAUCCUGGAGAAGAUUGAAGACGUGCAGCUCAGGGAGUUCAUUAGUCACAUGCUGAGGAGGGAUCCUAGUGAGAGACUGUCGGCCGAGGAGUACUUGGAAUCUCAGCGUGAUCGCGUGUUUCCCCAGUACCUGUACACAUUCCUCUACGACUACGUCAAGGAAUUCGCAACCCUGGCCCUGACGCCCGACGAAAAAGUGGCGAGGCUCCGUCAGGACAUCCACGCCAUCCUGUACUCCCUGGUUUCGUCCAAGCACUCCAGGGCGGUCGACCCCUUGGUGGGAUGCGAAGGGGAUCACGAGGAACGGGGUAACCCGGGCUCGGACGGGCUCCUCAUCGUGGUAGCCCUGCUCACGUCCUGUCUGCGCACUCUGAAGCAGCUCUCUGCCAAGCUCCAGGCCUUGGAGCUCAUGAAGGAGCUCACGCUGCACCUGAGCUGCGACAUCAUCCUCGACAGGCUCCUGCCCUACAUGUUGUACCUUGUGAAUGACAAGUACCCCCGCGUUCGAGCCGCCGCAGUUGAAACAUUGACAGCUUGCCUUACCCUGGUCAAGACUGUUCCAAGAAGGUUCGUUGCUAACUCAGUGUCAUGCUUUUUUUUUCUUUCUAACUUGGAUAUGUGUGUUUUUAUGAUUUUCAUUCUUUCCAGCGAUGCCAAUGUUUUCCCAGAAUACAUCCUUCCAAACCUUAUGCAUGUGACCCAAGACAAUGCAGUCAUUGUGAGAAUGGCACUUGCUGAGAACAUUGCAGUUCUUGCUGAAACUGCUCUCAGGUUUCUCGAGAUGACCACGCAGCAUGAAGUUGGCUCUCCCGAUGGCACCAACUCGGAAGUCAAUGCCCAGGCUCAGCAUCAUCACCAUCAAGGCUCGUUUGAAUCCGAGCUGCAAGCACUUCACGAGAUGAUCCAGCAGGCAGUGUCUACGCUGCUCAGCGACUCCAACAACAUUGUGAAGCAGAUGCUGCUGGAGAAGGGUAUCACCCAGCUCUGCGUAUUCUUUGGCAAACAGAAAGCCAACGACAUUCUCCUGUCCCACAUGAUCACGUUUCUCAACGACAAGGAGGACCGUCAUUUGAGGGGCUCCUUUUUCGACAGCAUUGUUGGAGUCUCCGCUUACGUUGGCUGGCAGUGCUCUCCCAUCCUGAAGCCCCUUCUUCAGCAGGGUCUCGCGGAUACCGAAGAAUUUGUGAUCAGCAAGACGCUGAGGGCCAUGACCGAGUUGGCCCAGAUGGGCUUGUUCCGCAAGCAGAUGCUGUACGAGCUCACUGCGGAAACCAUCUCUCUCCUCUACCAUCCUAACAAGUGGAUCCGGCAGUACACGGUGGGCUUUGUGUGUGCCGUCACGGCCUCCCUGUCCCUGGCAGACAUUCAGUGCAAGCUCAAGCCCAUGCUGCAGCCCUACCUCAAGCACCCUGUCAUCGAGGUCGACAAGGAGGUGGUCGUCCUGAGCUCUGUCCAUGAGCCUCUGCCCCGCAUCAUGUUCGACUACCUCAUCAAGCUGCCCAACCUGCCGAACCUCCUGGAGAGCCUUCGCGACCGGCAGGUGCUGCGCUCCAUCGUCAGAGCUGGGCAUCCGCCUUCCUACUCCGAGAUGGACCACACGCUCAAGUCGGUGUAUCGGAGGCUGCAGUCGGAUGGCAUGACAGAAUCGAUGGAGGAUAAAAUCCUUGCCAUGAAAGAACACCUGCUCAAGAUCCAGAAAUAUAAAAGGAGUGCUUCAGAGUCUGGAAAGGCGGACACAAAGCUACGCAGCGGUGAAAUCAACCUGGAGAAGCUUUAUGUCCCCGUGAAGUGCCGAAGCACGGACCUGCUCACAUUGAAGAUGGGAGAUGAGCCCCUGCCCACUCACUUUCAGAACAGGGUGUCAAAAAGGAGAGGCCCCGCCGUUGAGUCUCCGCAGGUGACCAUGAACGAGGACUGGCAGCGCAUGUUUGGAACCGUGGAGGCACGCAGUUCAUCACCUCAGAAGCAGUUGCAGCUCCAGCAACAGCACUCUCCUGCCGGAGACACUGAACUGCACGUCUCCGGAGCAGAAUCUGCCGACUCUGCCGUGCCCUCUAGCAACACGUCCCCCAAGCAGCCACACAGGAGCUUCUGUGGGAUAGCUGUCGACUCAGCGCACAGCCUGUCGUGCCACGCGGAGCUCCAGCUACUGCUGAAGAAGAAGCGCUACGAGUUUGCGCGGGAGCAGACGAUCCGAGAGGCCAGCGACGACCCCUCCAAGGAGGAGAAGGCCCUGCCCUCCAAGUGGAGACCUCGGGGAACACUGGUGGCUCACAUGCACGAGCACCGGGGAGCCAUCCACAGGCUUGAGGUGAUCCCAAACACAAGCCUGUUUGCCACGUGCUCGGCGGACGGCUCCGUCAAGAUCUGGGACUGGGGCCGCAUGGAGAAGAAGACCAUCGCCAACCGGUCUCGGCAGACGUACGCCCGCAUGGAUGGACAGGUGACCUGCAUGUGUGUCUGUCAAGGAAUGCAGUCCUUGGCAAUUGCAUCAGACGCAGGAACAAUCCAGGUUUUCAGGAUCGAGACCGCCAGCACUAAGACGACGGUGAUCAGAUCACGAUCGCUCGACCCCCACGAAGAUGGCUGCGUGGUAGACCUCCAUCAUUUUGACACCGGCAUACAGUCUGUGCUGGCCUACGCAACCGUUUACGGUUCCAUAGUAGGAUGGGACCUACGAUCUCCAAGCACAGCAUGGAACUUGGAGAACAACCCUAGAAAUGGUGUGAUCACAUCGUUCUGCGUGGAUCCCCAGCACAGCUGGCUGGUGUGUGGCACUUCUGAUGGGAAGUUGGUCUGCUGGGAUAUGAGGUUUCAGCUACCCAUCAACACCAUCACCCAUCCCUCCGGCUCCCGGGUGCGGCAGGUGCACGUGGACCCCCAGUACCAGUCCGGGGUCUGGGCCGCAGUGCAGGGCAACAACGAAGUCUCGCUUUGGGACAUGGAGACCGAGGCCCGGCUCAGAACCCUCUGGGCCAGCAGCUAUCCCCCCCUCACCGAAUGCCAGGCCACCCCACACUCCAUCUUCAGCAUGUACCUGAGCCCCGUGGAGUGCGGGCCCUUCAUGCUCACGGGAGGUUCGGACAUGAACAUCCGCUUCUGGGACAUGAACAACCCGCUGUCAUCCUACGUCGUUGCUGGAGCGGCCAUCGACACGCACACACGAGUGGUCAGCUACAGGUCCAGCCUGAUCGAUGGGACGAGAGUGAUCCAAGAAGUGCGCAACAACUACUCCAAGAAGACGUCUGGCACCGAAGAACCACGGCGAUACCCCGAGCAACCCGCGGCAGGCCACAACGACUGCAUCAGUGACCUCGGCGUCAUACAAACAAGCCAGACCUUCGUCGUGUCCGCUUCCAAAAACGGGGUUGUCAAGGUCUGGAAGUGAUGAACUUUGGCCCCCGAGAACAGCCGCAAUGUUUUCUUUUGCAUUUCCUCGGCAAGACUCUGGCGUCGACGGAAUCCACGCGGUAGUAUACUCCGUUCGCCACUAAGCCGACACUCUGGUGGAAGCUACGAGCUCGUUGAACCACUCCAACGUCGAUCUUUCACCAUGUGAUAACUCUCCCAGAAGGGGAAGUGGUUGACUGAUUCAGCGAGUGCAUAGCUCCCGCCACGGUCAGCUUUAGGGUGAACGGAAUAUAGUGACCACUGUGAUAGCUUUCUUGGGAGAGACAGUGAGUGCACACCUCCGAUGAGUCAAAAGGUAACUGGAACCUUUAUUUAAUUUUUCUCCUCUCGCUGGGGAAAAAGAAAACCAACAGUGUACACAGAGACGGCCCCUUCUGUCUUCUCUUCCCCAAACUGCAAUUUUCGACUCCCACUGGCACGUGCAAUGUGUAUGUUCAUUUUCCACAUUUUGUGUGUACAUAAGUCGUAAUAUACUAAACUUGUGACAAUAAAAAAAAAAAGACUGAUA